Menidia menidia (Atlantic silverside) is the source of this 1647-nucleotide messenger RNA. NCBI's taxonomy places the organism in Eukaryota, Metazoa, Chordata, Actinopteri, Atheriniformes, Atherinopsidae. The record is from the annotation of a GenBank genome assembly.
CUGCUGUCCUUUGCCUCUGUCGUCUGUCACGUCGUCCUCUUUCAUAAACGCACACGCUCACACUUCCACACCAGCAGCCAGGAUCAGGAAGUUCACAAGCAGACCGCAGUUGUUCUGCUGAGCUCUAAUGGUAAAAGUUGUCAAGGUUCAGGAUGUGUUUCGGUGACCACCCUCUGCGCAGACACCCCGCCGGCCUCCAAGCAAAACAAACACCGGGACUGGCUGUCCCUGCUCCGCCCGGCCUCUGUCAGCAGGCGGCCCAACAGCUCGCUCAGGUUCUCCCUGUCUCUGAAUGACGUGGGCCAGCGCGUGGACAGCCUUUGCCGCGGCCUGCACUUCAUAGAUCGCACGUGCUCUGAAGGGGAGCUGGAUGUGAAGCCCGAGCCCGCCGGGUGCCCUGGCUCUGGCCACAUGGCCCACACACUCGACGGCAAACUUGCCCCGGCCCCAGCCCACCAGAUCCCAAAGCCCCCCCUCUCGACACGCACCAACCCUCACCUCGUCCCCUCCUUCACCAACAAUUACAAAUACAUGUUGGGCUUCACCCCGUCCAGUAAUCUAUCAUCCGAACCUCCCGCCAUCACCCCUCCUUCUCCCAACGUUCACCUCCAGCCCCCCCCCACCCCGGGCUCCAACUUCCUCCGUCUCCUCCUCCCCUUCUCUCGCUCCUCUACCUCAGCCAGCCUGCAGUGCUCUGAGCUGGGCAGCUAUGCCUCCCAUCUCCACAUCACCAAGUCCUCUAGUGGCCUGCUAGAAGGCACAGAGUCAGGGUUUCCCUCCCAAGACCCACUGGGAGAUGACGACGUCUUUGAAGCCGAUCGGCCCAGAUCGGCUCAGAGGGGAACAGGCCAGCUUGCGUCCCCAGGAGCGGUCACUGUGGCCCGGCCGGGUGCUCUUCUAGCCCCUCUGUGCUAUAUGGAUGAGGACAGUGACCUGGAAUGCUGUUCAUCCCCCUUAUCAGAGAAAACAGGGCCACUCUCGCCCUUUUCCCUAUCCGGGGACUGCUGCAGGAUUUGUCACUGUGAAGGGGAUGACGAGAGUCCUCUAAUCACACCAUGCCACUGCACGGGGAGCCUGCGCUUUGUCCACCAGGCCUGUCUGCAGCAGUGGAUCAAGAGCUCUGACACCCGCUGCUGUGAGCUCUGUAAAUACGAGUUCAUCAUGGAGACAAAGCUCAAACCACUGCGCAAGUGGGAGAAACUACAGAUGACGGCGAGCGAAAGGAGGAAGAUCAUGUGUUCAGUCACUUUCCACGUCAUCGCCAUCACCUGCGUCGUGUGGUCACUCUACGUUCUCAUCGACAGAACAGCAGAAGAGAUCAAACUAGCCGGAAGAAUCCCAGGAAUCCUUGAAUGGCCGUUCUGGACCAAGCUGGUGGUUGUGGCUAUCGGCUUUACAGGUGGACUGGUUUUCAUGUAUGUCCAGUGCAAAGUCUACAUCCAUCUAUGGAAGAGACUCAAGGCUUACAACCGGGUCAUAUAUGUUCAGAACCGACCAGACACGUGUAAAAAGCUGGCGCUCGAGAAGCCGCCUCUUAUGGAGCCGAGUCUGGAGAACAAGGAGGCACUGGCCCCCACCCAGUCAGAUACAAACUCCUCCCAGUACACAGAGACAGAAGACUACAGCAUGGAGGUGCUCCAUGUCUGA